Xenia sp. Carnegie-2017 is the source of this 2905-nucleotide messenger RNA. RefSeq names its product serine protease FAM111A-like. The record is from RefSeq and is a predicted model, not a curated record. The transcript has 2 exons. NCBI's taxonomy places the organism in Eukaryota, Metazoa, Cnidaria, Anthozoa, Malacalcyonacea, Xeniidae. Gene Ontology annotation, molecular function: serine-type peptidase activity. Bases 852 to 2600 code for a protein of 582 amino acids. Gene Ontology annotation, biological process: proteolysis.
UUAUUUCUUCCAGUCUCUGGAGAAUAUUCUUUGCUUUGUUUUCUUGCUUGUGCUUAUGUUGCUGGCGAGAACAAGGCUUUACUACUGUACACAUAUCUAUAGAAUAUCAUACGUGAUGGUGAAAUAUGAGUCUCAAUUUAGGAAAACAGGCAUAGAAGUUUAAAAGUGACCAUGUGACCAGCGUCAAAGUCAUCGGAAAUGGAGCAUCUUCUCUUUUUUAUUCCUCUGAGCUCAGUUGGCAAGAAUUCUUAAGACCUGAACUUAUUCUGAAACGUAUUUUUGUUGAACAUUUUUCUGCGCACUGUGCACAAUAGUAAUCGCAAAUUCGCAACGAGAAACAAAAUAAAAUUCAUAUGAAAAAGUAGCUCUCGCAACAAUGUUUCCGCGCACCGCAGAGCCAGAAACGAUAAAAUCUUAAAUCUUCAUGCGAGAAAGGUGUUUUAGAUGCUGAAGUAUAAAAAUUUCAAAAUUUUGCCGGAGUAGUUUUCAGAGCCCCCGAGAGUGGAAAAGGGAAGGCCUCUAAUUGUUAAAAUAUGGUAAUGUACAUAAUUUUUCUUGAAAAAUCAGAAUGUUGUUCACUAAAAGAUAUAUUGAAAUUCAUUUGUGGAAACACCGAUUUCCAAAUUAAAAGUCACGUGACUCAUGCUUGACUCAAGCGCGCCAAAAACAAACAGGGAAAGCAAAGGUCCAAAACCUUGUUUCACUUUCAAAUAUUUUAAAUUGUGUUUUGUCAUCACUUUCUGUGCACUAAUUUGUGUGCCUGGCAUCGAAGCUGUGCAUUGAACAUUUGAAGGUCCAAACCCUUUCAUUCCAAAUUGGAAAUUCCCGAGCUCAAUUUACUUAAGUUCACAAUGGCAGCAGAUAAAGUACGGUUUUAUUUAAGUAAAAGAUCAAGCGGUAAAUAUUAUUCUAUGGUGGUAGAAAGAAAUAAAUCAAUUUGGGAAGCUGUAGAGAAAAAAUUAGAUGGUGCCAACAAUACAAACACAAUCUUCUUGGCAGAAUUAAAAGAUAGCAGCCAUGACAAACAGAAAUGUUGGAUUCCAAUUCAACUACGCUGUGGUUAUAUCAAGACUAACAGUACUGUUGAGUGGGAAAAAAUCAGUCAAAUUGCUCAAACGCUACCUCAAGGUAUCCCAAAAACAAUGGAAGGUACAUUAUUUUUAGUCUCAGCCCAUGAGAAACGUCAUAACAAGUUUACUAUGAUAAAUGAUUAUGAUACGAAUGUUGGACGUUUCACUAACAUGUGUGUUGUUGCAAGCCCUGAUCAGACAUUUGUUCAGGCAUUUACUGAAGAUGGUCGUUUUAAGAGUGUUGAUGAUUUUCAACUGUCUAGGACAACUGAAAACUCUGCCUAUAUAGAUAUGAAUGAGAAGGUCAUAGACCACUUAGAAUCAAAAUAUGAGUUGCUUAAGAUAAGAGCUAAAAGCAAAAAGAAACGUGAUUCGUCAGAUAAUUCUACAAGUCAGCAACCUCAGUCAUCAAGUUCUAUUAAGUUGGAAGAUUCUUUAACACCCAAAUCAUCAAUGAAUUCCAACAGUACAACAAGUUACUCAUCAAUGGAUGUGGGAUAUUUGGAAAAGAUGCUUAAAGAUGGGAAAUGCUAUGAAUUUUCAGAAGAUUCAGAAAAAUUAACCCGAGAAGAAAGGUGUGCACAAAUGUACAAAUGUCAAAGAACUCUGGUAAGGUAUAAACUUCUUGGUCCCGAUCUUUUUUACCAGAAGAAGAUUCCAGAAGCAAAAUUAAAGGCUGUUCAAGUUAAGUUUUCCAAUAAAAAUGUUAUAACUCGACCAGUAGAUUUCUCUAAGAAUAUUUGUAAAUUAUAUGAUUCUGUGGGUUAUUUGAAGUAUGGUGACUCUGUCCAAGCAACUUGCUUUCUUGUUAGUCAAAAAAUUGUUGCCACAAAUUAUCAUGUGGCUAAAGAUAUACAGGAUGCUCUAACUUCAUCCUUGCCUGGCAAUGAACCAAAUUCCAAGGUUUCCGUCAUCUUUAAUUAUGAAAAAGCCAAUGUUUCUUUUGAUGUUCAUAAGUCUUAUGAAAUAAAAACACCAUUUAACUUAGCCAUGGACGAAAGUCUUGAUUUUGCUUUUCUUCAACUCAAACAACCUGUGAAAGUUAUGCCUCUUGGUGAGUAUGUUAGAUGUAACGUGCCGUCCAACGGUAUAGUCUCCAUUGUUGGUCAUCCUAAUGGUCAAAGAAAGCAAGAGGAAUUGUGUUCUAUUUUAUCUUGUGACGACCUUCAAAAUCGUGGCAGGGAGUGUGGCUUACAUUAUGUCAAUGGUGAAUUAGACGUGAUUGAUUUCCUAAAGCGUGCCGAGAAUGGUGAAAUUUUGCCGUAUGAUGUUGGUAAAAUGUUUAAUGGAUCUAGUGGCUCACCCAUAUUUGAUAUGAAUUGUCAUGUAAUUGGUAUACAUACUGGAGAUUUCCCUAUAAACAACUCUAAAAUAGAGUAUGGAACUACGUUUGGAGCAAUCAUCGAACGUCUCAAGUCCUUCCAAGAAGGUAAAAAAUUUAUCAAAGAAAUGUUUCCCAAGUGCGAUCAAAUCAGCUACCCUGAUGUUAAAAAGGAACAAACUGAAUCGGAAGACAUGGAAGUUGAUUAAACUGUUUCUUUCUAAACUAUUUGCAUGUAACUAGAAACAAAUGAUAGAUAAGUUUUAAAACAGGUAGUCUGGAAAUUGUUUCAGGUGAUUAAUUUGUACAUUUUUACUCUAACAGGAAGGAGUUUUUCAUGACAAUGUUUAAUUUUAAUUUUUCAGUUAUACAACUGAAGACAUAGCUGUAAAUGUCGAAUUUUUAUAGAUCAUAAUAAUGUCCUAUAAUCACUGAAAUAGAAUAUACUCAUAGAAUACACUGGGAAAAGUUCUGACGUGCAUGUAAACGUGGUAAUAAAAGUAUAAAACUAGUA